AUGCUAUAUAAACUUGACAAUCUAUGUAUACCCAGAAAUAUGGCGGCACCUCCACAACAACAAACAACACCGAGUGAUCACCAUUAUUUCGAAUGGUCAACAACUAAACAACAAAAACUUGUUGAACAAUCUUUAAAAGUUGUUCCUAUUGGUGUAAAUCAACAACAAAUAUCAACAAACACUACAAAUACAACUAAUACUACAAAUAUGGUGCAUAAUCAUCCUCAUCUUCACCCUCAUCCAUUGAUGACACAUACUCAUCGACGUCAUUUUUACCAACAUUUCGAAGAGAAACGUUCACUCGAAGAUAGUAAACAAAAACAGAACAAAACAACCCCUGGUCUCGUACCAUCAGCGAUGACAACUUCACCGAGUUUAUCGCCUUCAUCAGCAAAUUGUAAUAGCGGUGGACAUGUGAGGAAAAGACAAAAAACAAACACGAAUGGAAUCGGUUCGGCAUCAUCGACAUCAUCCCUAAAUACCAGUGAUGACCAUGCUCAGUCGCAAUCACAAACUUGUUACCCAUUUCAAGCAGAGUUAACUCAGAAAAUCGAUAUUGAGUGUGGCGGUGGUACAAGUAAUGGUACUGGUCAAAUUGCUCAUACCCCAACGCAUCAUUUCACCUUGAGUACAGUGAUUAACGUCAGUGUAAAUGGCCAAACUUCUCAACAGAAACCAAUUGAUAUUCUUUCUUCUCCGUCAUCUUCAUCUCUCUCACAGCAACAGUGUCCACUAACAACAACUGAUCAACAAGACUUUCCUCUACAUCCAUCUUCGUGCUCUUCACCAUCUAUUUUAUCGACGUCAUCUCCUUCCACAGCUUCACCUUCGGCAGCAACACUAAAUUCAACGAAUCAAAAUAAUAAUAAUAAUAAUAAUAAUACGAAUAUUAAUGCUAAUCCUGUUUCAAAUCUCAUUUCUUCAACAUCACCAUCGACGAAUCUUUUGUCACAAUCGCCAUCUAUGCCAUUCUCUUCAUCUUCAACAUCGUUGAUAUCCUUUUCCGAUUUGACUUUUUCAUCGUACGUGAAAGAUCUUGACUUAACAACAUUUGAUACAUAUCCCCUAUCCAACUGCCCCAAUCCUCAAGAUUAUUUGACCGCCGAAGGAUUAAUUGCAUUUUUAAAUACGUUGAACUCAUCAUUUCUUCUGUCAGAUAAUAAUAAUAAUUUAUCUAUACAAAAAAAUAUGGAAUACAACAAAAGAUAUCCACCACCGCAACAACAACAACAACAGCAGCAACACCAACAACAGCAAAUGAUGACUAGAUCAGACUCGUUAACAAUACGACAAACACCGUAUUUAACAAAUGCAGUUCAACAGUAUCCUGACACGUAUCGAAUGCAACAGCAAUCUCAACCGCUACCCGUAUCGCAACAACCAUCCCAACCACCGCAAGCUCAACAGCAACAACAAAUGUAUAACUAUCCCACCCGACCCCAGCAUUUUGAACAACCUAAUCGUUAUUAUCCUAAUCGAUAUCCAUCAAUGAUGUCAUCUUAUUCUUCUUAUCCUUCUUAUCCAUACCAAGCGCAUAAUCAACAAUAUCAAGUACCUCAACAUUAUAGUUAUACAUCAGCAACAAGUUCUUCAGUGAAUGUGUCAUCAACCCCACAGCAGAAUUCGCCAAUGAUAAUGACAGCCACAUGCGCAUCGGCAUCUUCCACUUUGCCAUCAUCGAUAAAUUCAAUACCAAAUAGUCAUCCUUCAUCGACUAAUUAUGGAUCGUCAUCGUCAUCGACAUCCUCCUAUGAUACACUUGGAUCACAUGUCACUCAUUCGCCAUCGAAUGCAAGCACUGGUACAGGAAAUGUCUAUCCUCCGUCAUAUUAUCGACAGUCAUCUGUACCGGCAUAUUCCAAUUCUUUGCCACCACAGCAACAACAUCAACAGCAGCAGCAGCAGCAGCAGCAGUUGACGAGACAAAUGUCCUCAAAUUAUCCAAUGACACCAACGAUUCCUUCCAAUUCAACGACAUCAAAUGUUAAUUUAUCAUCAUCUUCUUCUUCGCCCGCUCCUCCUUUCAGAUAA
Messenger RNA from Adineta ricciae, 2031 nucleotides. Lineage: Eukaryota; Metazoa; Rotifera; Eurotatoria; Adinetida; Adinetidae. The record is from the annotation of a GenBank genome assembly.